Terrapene triunguis (Three-toed box turtle) is the source of this 744-nucleotide messenger RNA. RefSeq names its product nucleolar protein 6-like. The transcript has 2 exons. The record is from RefSeq and is a predicted model, not a curated record. Bases 128 to 409 code for a protein of 93 amino acids. NCBI's taxonomy places the organism in Eukaryota, Metazoa, Chordata, Testudines, Emydidae. Gene Ontology annotation, cellular component: small-subunit processome; CURI complex; UTP-C complex. Gene Ontology annotation, biological process: rRNA processing; tRNA export from nucleus.
UUGUAGAAUUUGCACUUCUAAGAAUCUUUCACCGGAUCCUACUUGGCCGUGAGCCAGUGUCCUUGGUGUGUCUCCCUCCUGGGGAGCAUUACACAGGAUUUGUGAUGUGUGAUUUGUGACGCCUGACAUGACUCCCUUUCAAAUCCUCUUCCAGGAGGCCUUUGGAGACCUGGCCUUGUUCUUCUAUGACUCGCACGGCGGGGAGGUGAUUGGAGUUUUGUGGAAACCCUCCAGUUUCGAGCCCCAGCCUUUCAAGGCAUCCAACAUGAAAGGAAGAAUGAUGGCAUCUCUAAGCUGUGAGGAGCUAGUCACCGUUCCCAAUGUGGAAGCCAUCCUAGAAGACUUUGAGAUCCUGGGAGAAGGUCUGGUCAGAUCAGUGGAGGCACGUACAGAGAAAUGGACUAUCUAAGACCAUCAAGAGCUCUUGUUAGGCCUCCUGUACCAUAUCUGUAACCCUUUCUGCUUAUAAAGCUGUUCAGGGGAAGAAAAUUCUUGAGGAAUAUCUCAAAUCCUGUUAAUCUGGUACACAUCUCAUUCAUAGAAGCAUUGCAGCCCUUGAAAAGGGAUAAUAUUUUCUAUAGACCUAGACACCCCCUCUUUAUACCUUCUCCAAAAUCAUCUCAAGGUGAGAUGAAUUGUUCAUAAAUGUUCCUAUUUGUUCAUCAUGGUGAACGUUUAUAUAAAAUUUCCAUGUCUCAAAUAUCUGCUGGGAUGUAAAACAGGAAGGGCAUUUCCUAGUAUAAU